AUGAAGACCACCCCCGACUUGGUCGGGGGACGGUAUAAUCCUGGUAUCCCUAACCAGACCAACGAGGAGCGUAAGAGACGCUUCAGUCUGUCUGUGGAGUCAAAGAGCGGGCCUGAUGCUCUUUUGGCUGAGGUGCAAAAUAGGAGUAACGAGGAUUACAGAGAUAUAUCCUUCCCACCUCAUAAGUUGGAUAAAACAUACCAACUGCGCAUUUCUUUUGAUACAAUCGACAUUCGCUACUAUGAAGAUAAUGACCCUAUGGCAGAACUAUACGACGACGACUCGCUUAGUCUGAGAAUGCGUCGCAUGUCCGAAGACCAUGAUAGCGGUCGAGGAAGACGCCGUGAAUCAGAUUUGAAGAUUCCAGGCCGUUCCCCAGUCGGAUCUCCCAGCGCUUCCCCAACGAGAAUGAUGUCGCCUCACAGAAACAUGGCAUCCAUGUUUCGUGGCAUGUUGAAGUAUCCAACAACACCAAUCAUCACCCACAGGGGUACAGCCUUCACUCGUAUCCACCAUCUUUUUGAGGAUUUGUAUUUGGGCAAACUCGCUAGUAAAGGUUUGGGUCCUGUGUUGCCCCGUCGUGUCAUAUUGAUCUACAUCUCUGGUAGAAAGCACACUUGGGUUGCACUCGACUGGAUUCUUCGCAACUUCAUUGAACACGGUGACUCCAUCAUUAUAGUGUCAGCGAUUAACCACAAGUUAGCUCCACCCUCAGAUGGACAGACCAGAUAUCCCUCGCCCAAUGCUUAUGCUCCGAAAACUCCGAGAGUUAGACAAAGACAACGCAGAAGACCAGAAUUUGUCAAAGAGAUUACUAGGAGUGUGAUGCACUACGUCUUAAAUGUUAUCAAUAAGGAUGUCAUUGCAAAGGUUGCGGUAGAGAUCAUUGAUAGUAACACCAAAGAUGCCUUGAAGGACAUGUACAAACUUUACGAGCCAAAUAUCGUCUGUGUUGGUUCCAAGGUGAAUACGAAGAACAGUGCUCCGCUCAAGUCCUGGCAAUCGUCACGUUUAAGUGACAGACUUGUUAAGAAUUUUCCCUUACCAGUGAUAGUUGUGCCAGCGCUGAACAUGAGUGAAUUUGAGAAGAAGGUUCAGCUUCAAUUGGAGGAGGAAGCUACUGGCAAGACAAAAACAAUAGAUCAAUCUGAUGACACCCAGCCGGCUGGGAAUACCGGAAAGAUGAAUAUCAUUAAACGCAAGAAGAAGGAUGGCGAUGAUGAACUCGAGUCGCUACUUUCCUCUGACGAUAGCGACUCUGUCACCAGUUUCAGCGGCAAUUCCGUUGCAUCUUCUUCAUCUUAUUCCAGUUUUAAGGAGGUUGCCGAUGUCUACAAAGAAUACCGUCUCAGCCUUCACGAUAAGCUAGAUGAGUUGAAGGUGCACAAAAUCGAUGAAAGUUACUUCGUCAAUUUUGCCAAGGCUAUAUCAGAUAAGUCUCUUCAAUUUUGUGACGAGUUGAGAGGAAUUGACCCUGAUUUUAAGGGCAAGGGUGCUAAACUCGCUAGCGCUAUCACAGGGUCGAACUCAUUUGGUAAAGUUCCAUAUAAGACCAAAUCAUUGCUCGAACCGGAGCCUGCACGAAGCAUUAACGGACCUUCUACAGGAAAAUCAUACAGUGAGUUGAAGAAGACCCUUACAAGGAAUGCUCAGAAUAAUGAAGCGAGGAAUAGUCCCGCUCCUCCAACUUCUAGUUCUCCGCCUCAGCAAAUUCAAUUUGCGAAUCACAAGAACGUCCCCAGUAUUACCAUUGAUGACAGCUCAAAACCAAGCAAGUCGCCUACGCCAGCCCCCAAUUCCAGCUCGUCGAAGAUUUCCGAUCUGGGAACCCCUCAUAGACUGAAGGAGAGAGCAAAUGGGUUGAAAAAGUUCUUCUCCAACGAUGAGCGUUCCGUGCACCAGAGUCUGAUCAAACCAACGAAAUCCAAUCCAGAGGUUCGUUCAAAUGAUAGCGAUGACAAGAAGAAGAAAAAAAAGAAGAAGUUCUGGAUUUUCUGA
Candidozyma duobushaemuli is the source of this 1998-nucleotide messenger RNA. RefSeq lists its product as uncharacterized. Lineage: Eukaryota; Fungi; Ascomycota; Pichiomycetes; Serinales; Metschnikowiaceae. The transcript has a single exon. Bases 1 to 1998 code for a protein of 665 amino acids. The record is from RefSeq and is a predicted model, not a curated record.